Mobula hypostoma (lesser devil ray) is the source of this 1470-nucleotide messenger RNA. RefSeq names its product artemin-like. The record is from RefSeq and is a predicted model, not a curated record. The transcript is spliced from 2 exons. Lineage: Eukaryota; Metazoa; Chordata; Chondrichthyes; Myliobatiformes; Myliobatidae. The coding region runs from base 1 to 684 and encodes 227 amino acids. Gene Ontology annotation, molecular function: receptor tyrosine kinase binding; glial cell-derived neurotrophic factor receptor binding; growth factor activity.
AUGGUUCUCAUCUUGAAGGCUACUUUGUGGAUCCUGGCUAUCUUUCUAUCCCUGGCUGUUAGUACAAUUGCUUCAUCCCAAGACGAGAACUGGCUUCCAGAAUAUCAUCUACACUCCAGAAAGAUACUACUCCAGGAAAAGAGCAGGUCUUCAGUAGAAAGCAAAGCAGCCCUCAAGAGCAAGACCGAAGAGAGAACAGAAUCAUCAACACCAUCAGCCUGGCCUGCUGAUUCCUAUGCAACUCCAACUUCAGACAGACCGGGAGCACCUGCUGAGGAUCUACAAAACCGUCAUCAGCGUUCGCCCGGGGCUUCGCUUCAAGGUACAAUGCCUUCAAGUGGUUCACGCAGAAACAAGCAGAGAGAAUCAAACCGAUCAAACAGAGGAUGUCAGAUUAACAGCCAGACAGUCAAAGUUAGAAGUCUAGGACUUGGGUAUGAAUCAGAAGAGGUCGUACUCUUCAAAUACUGCAGUGGAAGCUGUGCACGCUCCCGGACAAAUUAUGACCUUACCUUGUCCAAUCUGCUCAAGAAUAAAGAGAUCCGUUUAAGGAAGCAUGAGAAGGUGACCCGUAGCCCAUGCUGUCGACCAAUCAAGUACGAUGAUGUAACCUUUCUAGACGUGAAAAACAAAUGGCACACACUCAUGAACUUUUCUGCAGUUGAAUGCAAGUGUUUGGGAUGAUGGAAACUUUGCAUCAUAUGCAAGUACGGUGGUUUUUGAGGUGAAGGAACAAUGUGCCACAAAGGGCACCAGGGCUGAACAACGCUAUCUUGACAAUAACAAGAUGGUGGUCUAUUAUUUGGGCAUUAGGAAGGAUGGGAAUAAGUGCGCGAUCUGCACUUUCAAUCUGAUUGAAACAUUGGAGUAAUUGAUUUGGAUCAAUUGUACCAAGAACACUUAGCUCCGGCUUGUGCCACUAUUUCUGAAACUUCUUCAUCAACCUGAAGUAACCUGAUAUUGGAUCCAUUUCCCAAACAGUAAUGUGAGGGCUUUCAGCAUUGCAAGCGUAUGUGACAUUGCUCAAAAGAAAAUGUUGCCACAUCAGGAUGACAGGAAUGAACCAAUGAAGUAUUCCUUGCAACAACAAUAAAAAAAAUUAAUUGUGUGGAGCUAAUGCAACAGAAAACAACAUUUUCAUUUUGUCAGGAAAAGGACGUGCAACAUUUCAAAGAGAAACCUUCCAAAUGGAAUAUGCAAAAAGCACACCAAUGACUUGUGAAAGUUGUAAAUGGUUUUUUCCAAGAAAAACCAGAAUUAUCCUUAAGUAAAGCAUAUUUUUAUAACAAAUAUCUUAUAAUCAAGAACAUUCACGCAGUAAUCCUGAAAAUAGAGCUGAGAAAGUGGUACUCAAUCUAAAAGUGACUUUAAGCAUAUUGACUGCCCAACACUUCACUUAAUUGAAUGCAGAGUGUUUUUUUUAAAAAGGCAAAAGCACAUUUACCUCAAUGAAUUUGUGCUAACUCCCAA